Pelobates fuscus (common spadefoot toad) is the source of this 2142-nucleotide messenger RNA. RefSeq names its product porcupine O-acyltransferase (gene PORCN). Gene Ontology annotation, molecular function: Wnt-protein binding; palmitoleoyltransferase activity. Gene Ontology annotation, biological process: protein palmitoylation; Wnt protein secretion; lipid modification. Bases 325 to 1731 code for a protein of 468 amino acids. Gene Ontology annotation, cellular component: membrane; endoplasmic reticulum. The record is from RefSeq and is a predicted model, not a curated record. The transcript has 13 exons. Lineage: Eukaryota; Metazoa; Chordata; Amphibia; Anura; Pelobatidae.
GCUGUGUGUUCCCGACGGUGCAGCAAGGAAUCGAGCAGAUCUGGGUGCUCCUGGCGAUCUGCCUGGUCUGCAGGGUGCUGUGGAGAUUUGGUGAGCCAUCAUUUAUUGAUCACUGGCAGGAUUUGGCUACUUGGUAUAGAUUGGUUUAGAUGGGAUUAGUCCUCAUUUAGUGAGUACCUUUACUUUAUUAAAACCCGCUGUGUGCUUUCGUUAGAGUGUUGAUACUUCUUUUAUUCCCCUCACAGCAGCAUUGUAUUUGACAAGGAGAACAUUUUUAGUUCGUAAUAUUUAGGGUACUGUGUGUCUGUAUUAUUGGGGUGCUAGAUGGGAUUCCGUCCUGUGUUCGUGUUGAUGAUACGUUUAGCAGGCUGCAAUGGGAGCGCUCUGGAUUUUUGGUUCUUAUUUUCCAUUAUUAUUUUUUUCCCUUGUUCCAUCACGUCUUUCACGCCAUGUCUCUCUGUACCCCUGGGCAUGUCCGCAGCCCUCCCUCCCCAUUUCAAGCACCUGUUAACCUUGGCAGGCGGCUUCUUCUGUCUCUAUCAUUUCUUCCAGUUACAGAUGAUCUGGGUGGUCCUUCUCAGCCUGCUGUGUUACCUGGUGCUCUUCCUGUGCCGCCAUUCCCAGCACCGGGGGGUCCUGCUGUCCGUUACUAUCCUCAUUUACCUUCUCAUGGGGGAGAUGCACAUGGUGGAUACCGUCAGUUGGCACAAGAUGAGAGGUGCUCAGAUGAUUGUGGCAAUGAAAGCCGUGUCUUUGGGGUUCGAUGUUGACCGAGGUGUUGUUCGCUCUAUCCCAUCUCCCGUGGAGUUCAUGGGUUACGUUUAUUUUGUGGGCACCGUCAUAUUUGGUCCAUGGAUAAGUUUUACCACUUACCUCCAGGCGGUAAAAGGACAGCGGCUGAGUCUCUGCUGGUUCUGGAGAGUGUGCCGCAGUCUGCUGUUGUGUCUCGUUUGCCUCCUGAUAUCUACCUGCGUCUCUCCCUACCUUUUCCCGUACUUCAUCCCAUUGUAUGGGGAGCGGCUGCUCAGAAAUAAGAAGCACAAAGCAAGAGGACCCGUAGUCUGGUGGCUCCGAGCCUAUGAGAAUGCCUCGUCUUUCCAUUUCAGCAAUUAUUUUGUUGGAUUUUUAUCGGAAGUUACUGCUGUAUUAUCCGGAGCCGGAUAUUCAGAGGAAAAGGAUCAUGUUGAGUGGGAUCUGAUGGUGUCUCGGCCUCUAAAUGUGGAGAUUCCUCGCUCUAUGGUGGAAGUCGUGACAUCUUGGAACCUGCCCAUGUCUCGCUGGUUGCACUCAUAUGUGUUUAAGAAUGCUCUGCGUCUCGGAAUGUUCCACGCAAUUAUCGUUACAUACGCUGCCAGCGCUCUGCUUCAUGGUUUCAGUUUUCACCUCGCUGCCGUUCUCCUGUCCCUGGGAUUCAUAACAUACGUGGAGCAUGUGCUACGUAAGAGAUUGUCUGAAAUAUUCAGCGCCUGUAUCCUGUCGAAGAAAUGUCCCACCAACUGUACGCACCAAAACAAAAAGAGCCUCCUAGUGUAUUUGACAAAUCUCCUGUUUGGAGUCCUAGCCAUUGUUCACCUCACUUACCUGGGCUCUCUCUUCGAUUCGGAGACAGACGAUGCUGUUGAAGAGGAGGGCUAUGGGAUGUCUUACACUAUACACAAGUGGUCGGAGCUCAGCUGGACUGGACAUUGGCUAACGUUUGGAUGCUGGGUGUUCUACCGUCUAAUCAUCUGAUGGUGCAGCAAGCCCUUUGUGUGAGCAUCCAACCAACUCUGCCACCAGAGCCAGCCCUACAACGGGCACAAAUUGUACCACAUGCAACAGCUCCCAGUUUCAUCCCUACUCUCCAAGUGACCCGGUUCCUGUAUCGCAAAGAAUAAAACCACAAAGUAUUAAAUAGGUGAACACACCGCUCCUGCCUGUAAUACUAGAUGGAGCUGUGUUAGAUUUGAGAUUUGUGCCAGGAAGGCUGCGUUCAGGAUGUGCUCUCUCCUUGGUUCAGCAAUACAUGGCAGUUUGCUGAUGGUACUAAGCGGACACAACUCCAGGUAUUAAUGAGGCAGGAGUAGAAGAGUUUGUCUCAGAAUAUGUUACAUGAUGUACCGAGUGUUUUCUUAAUAAAAAUCCAUUUGUCUUUCUGUGGAA